AUGAUUUUUAUAGUUCUUGGAAUCAUGAAUACAAAAAUUCUCAAAAUUUCACGUGAACUUAACCAAGCUUAUACUUGUCAAAUUUUAUUAAAUUUAGCGAUGAAUUUUAUAUUAAUAACAUAUGCACUUUAUAAUAUAUAUUUCUCUCUUAUAAAAUUAAAAUUGACAGAUUCGUUGACAAAUAAAAGUAAUUUAUUACCUUUAUUGUGGAUUUUUGUAUGUUCUUCGAAAAUUAUUUUCUUAAAUAAUCAUUGUAAUAAUUUCUAUCAUGAGGUAAAAAUAACAGCACAUUUGCUUCGAGAAUUAGAAAUUUGCUAUUUGGAUAAUUCCAUUAAAGAAAAGUAUUGUUCUAAAAUGAGUAACAGCUAA
Apis florea (little honeybee) is the source of this 369-nucleotide messenger RNA. RefSeq lists its product as uncharacterized. Gene Ontology annotation, biological process: sensory perception of taste. Gene Ontology annotation, cellular component: membrane. Lineage: Eukaryota; Metazoa; Arthropoda; Insecta; Hymenoptera; Apidae. The record is from RefSeq and is a predicted model, not a curated record.